AUGGAGAAAAUGAGAGAAGCCGCUGCACAUUGGAUUGUGAUGCACGAACAUCCCUUCACCAUUCUUGAAGAAGAAGGUUUGAAUAUUUUCCUAAAGCGUGGCAUGCCCGAGUGGCAAAAGAUCAUUAGAGGAGUAGCAAAAAAUGAUUGUGUGGCAGUCUAUGAACUUGAGAAAAAGAAGCUGAAGAAAAAGUUAAGAAAUGUGAAAAAGGUAAGCCUCACAACCGAUCUUUGGAAAUCUAAAAAUCAAAAGAUCGAAUAUAUGGUUAUUAUUGGCCAUUGGAUUGACUCAGAUUGGAAGCUACAAAAGAGAGUGCUCAACUUUGUUCACAUACCACCUCCUAGACGAGGGGUUGAGAUUGCUGCUUCACUCUUCAAGUGUGUGAAGGAUUGGGGUAUUGAGCAAAAAAUACACACAAUUUCAGUUGAUAAUGCUUCGGCCAAUGAUGUGGCUAUUAGAGUUUUGCGGGAUGAUUUUAGUAGAUCGAAGAAACUAUUAGGUGGCGGCAAGUUGUUUCAUGUUCGAUGCUGUGCGCACAUCUUGAACCUUAGUUCAAGUCGGCUUUCUGAGAUUGCGGACAUUGUAAACAAAAUUAGGGACAGCGUCGAUUUUGUCAAUCGCUCAGAGACCAGAUUAUUGUUGUUCGCUGAGAUUGCACAACAACUUCAAAUACCCGGGAAAAAUAGAGAUCCACUCUAUGAUUCCUGUCCAGCUUAUGAGGAUUGGGAAAAAGCAGAAAAAGUGUGCUCUGUGUUAGAGAAAUUUUGGGCAGCCACGCAUGUGAUAUCCGGGAGUGAAUAUCCUACGAGCAAUUUAUUCCUUCAAGAGGCUGUGAAAAUUAAGAAACUCUUAGAUUCUCGAGAAAAUGAUGAAAAUGACUUCAUCCGAGCUAUGAUUAGAAAGAUGAAGGCCAAGUUCGACAAAUAA
Coffea arabica (coffee) is the source of this 927-nucleotide messenger RNA. The record is from RefSeq and is a predicted model, not a curated record. NCBI's taxonomy places the organism in Eukaryota, Viridiplantae, Streptophyta, Magnoliopsida, Gentianales, Rubiaceae.